AUGCAGCCCAGUGUGUUUGGGCUGCAGCUGGACCGUGGUCACGUCUGUGACAUCACUUCCUGUCUGACCUCCACUGCCUCCGCCUCCUCCUACACAAAGAGGAACGGCCAAACGUCCUUUCUUUCUAGGCCUCUGGCAGGAGAGCAGAAAGGCACAGGAUCAUGGCAAAUGCAGUUGAAUGCUGGCGUCAGAGAAGAUGGAGCUGACGGCGCUCUGGGAGCGGGUGUGGCUCGAGGCCAGCUCGGACACGCCGCUGUCUGA
Messenger RNA from Knipowitschia caucasica, 261 nucleotides. The record is from the annotation of a GenBank genome assembly. NCBI's taxonomy places the organism in Eukaryota, Metazoa, Chordata, Actinopteri, Gobiiformes, Gobiidae.